This is a messenger RNA of Pedinophyceae sp. YPF-701, 441 nucleotides long. The record is from the annotation of a GenBank genome assembly. NCBI's taxonomy places the organism in Eukaryota, Viridiplantae, Chlorophyta, Pedinophyceae.
AUGGUCCGAUUCAAGAACAGAUACUUCCUCUUCGAGCUCAUUUGGCAGGAUGGCACCGCACCCAGCGACUUCGACGCUGCGGCCCUGUGGCAGACGCUGCGGGACUCUCUCGCCGAGAACUUCGGCGACGCGAGCUUAGGCGCGGCACUGCAGAGCCUCCAGGUGAAGAUAUACGACCCGAAGGUCAACCUGGCCAUCGUGCGGUGUUCGCGCGACGAGCACCAGCACCUGUGGUGCGCGGCGACGCUGCUGACGACGGCGGGGGCGCUGCGGCGGCGCGUGGCGCUGCGCAUGGUGCGUCUGUCGGGCGUGCUGCGGCCGGCGCAGGAAGCAGCCCUCAGGGCAGGGUUGAGUUCAAUUGGCAAACUCAAAGUCUCCGAGGACAGAAAGGAAGCGAUGCGGCAGGACUGGCAGCAGCGGGUGCUGGCGCUGCAGGUGUAG